Malassezia pachydermatis is the source of this 1632-nucleotide messenger RNA. RefSeq names its product glycosyltransferase family 50 protein. The coding region runs from base 1 to 1632 and encodes 543 amino acids. Gene Ontology annotation, cellular component: membrane; glycosylphosphatidylinositol-mannosyltransferase I complex. The record is from RefSeq and is a predicted model, not a curated record. Gene Ontology annotation, molecular function: GPI mannosyltransferase activity; alpha-1,4-mannosyltransferase activity. The transcript has a single exon. Lineage: Eukaryota; Fungi; Basidiomycota; Malasseziomycetes; Malasseziales; Malasseziaceae. Gene Ontology annotation, biological process: GPI anchor biosynthetic process.
AUGCUGCCCCGCACGAGGUGGUUGUACCUUGGGUUGGGCUUGGCCCUACGUCUUUUCCUCCUUGGAUGGGGCGCGUACCAAGACCGACAUGCUUCGCUGGCCUACACAGACAUUGACUAUGCUGUGUACAACGAUGGCGCGCGUGCGCUGUGGACGGCAUGCCCUCUGUCGUCGACGGUGUACUCCGACAACUACGAGGACGAAGAGGACCUGUUCAACAAGCCUGAGCUCGCUGCGCAUGUGCACUGUGCGCGUGGUAUUGUCCCUGCCGUCUCUCGAUUUGUGCUGCAGUACGACCCUGGGAAUGCCGAGGCAGAAGACCGCCAGCUGGUCGAUCGCGACUCGUUGUGGUCCUGGCCUCUGACGCUAUCGUUCUACAUGACACGCCCCCUCUUCCGCUUCUUUGCUUCGCUCGGCGACCCAUUUGCACGCGAGACAUACCGCUACACGCCCUUUUUGGCCCUGCUCAUGGGCCCUGCGCACAGCUUCGAUACACUUUGGCCAUGGUGUGGGAAGCUGUUGUUUGUGCUUGCCGAUGUCGGCUGUGCGUUGCUCAUGUGGGCCAUUCUUGACGAACGUAUCCUUAUGCAUGCGUUCGAGGCCCCAGGUCUGCGUACCUCUCUAUCGACCCACUUACCCGGCAUAUUAUGGCUCCUGAAUCCAUUCCCUGCACAGAUCGCGACGCGCGGCAGCGCCGACAGUCUUAUCGGCGUGCUAGUGCUUGGCACACUGUACUUGCUCAUUUGUGCCACGCCUGAAAUGUCACUCGUGCACACGCCCACGCCGCCUAAGGAAAAAGCGGCCAAGCACGACCCGCGGGAACUGCGUGUAGCGAACAGCAAUGCAUGGUACGGUGCUGCGUUCUUACUGGCGCUCGCCGUGCACUUUAAACUGUUCCCUAUUAUUUACGGCGCUAGCAUUCUCGCUCACCUCAUCAACUACCGCCGUCAUGCCAUUAUGCUGCUUUGCGGGAUUGAAAAGCCUCGACAAAGCGACGUCCUUGUUCUCGGCCUGGAAUUCACUGCGUUGGCUGCUAUUAUGUACAUUCUUCUCAAUACUUUCGCUUGGGCCGUCUGGGGCCAACCGUACAUUCGCCACGCCUUGCUGUACCACCUAGCUCGCCUGGACCAUCGACACAAUUUCAGCAUCUACUUCCUCCCGACGUACCUUUCGAUGACCACCGACUCGACUUCGUCGUGGUGGGCAUGGAUCGCUCCCUGGACCAGUUUUUUGCCGCAGCUCGUCACUGUGGCCCUAUCUGGUUUCUGGCUCGGAGGCUUUGACGUUGUGCUGGCCUGCAUGGUGCAGACCAUUGUGUUUGUCGCGUGGAACAAGGUGUACACAAGCCAGUACUUCUUGUGGUACCUGUGGUUUGUUCCGAUUGUGGGCGUCACGAUGCAUGUGCGCUCUACAUGGCAUGUCGCCACGCUUCUCGCGCUGUGGGUCGCGGCCCAAGCGGUAUGGCUCUCACAGGCGUACCGACUUGAAUUCCUCGCAAAAGACACGUUCGUGUACUUAUGGCUGAGCAGCCUGGCGCUGCUUUUUGUGCAUGUGUGUGGGGCUACGUAUAUCGUUCAGGCAUGGUCGGACUGGCGUGCACGGCAAUCCAUCGCUGUAGAAAAGUCGCAAUAA